AUGAGUUCUCCUCUCAUUCGCAGUAUUGCCGUUAUCGGUGCAGGCCCUUCUGGCCUAGUAACUGCAAAAGCCCUUUUAGCUGAAAAGGCUUUCGAACGCAUCGUCUUGUUUGAACGUCGUGGUUCCGCCGGCGGUGUAUGGAAUUAUACCUCUUCGCUACCACCAAAAGUCCGAGCGCCUUCCAUUAAGCCAAAUGUAAGCAGCAAUCCAAUUCUAGAACCAUCCGCUUUGCCCGUCUAUCCAUCCCCCUUGUACCGUGAUUUACAAACCAACACCCCCAUCGAACUCAUGUGCUACAGCACUCACCAUUUCCCCAAAGAAACCCUUCAAUUCCCUCACCGUACUUCUGUUCAAGAAUACCAGCGUACCUUUGCAGAACCCCUUUUGCCUCUUAUCAAACGCGCUACCGAAGUCGUUGACAUUGAGAAAAAAAAUCAUAAAUGGCUUGUCACUUAUCGCAGCACCAAACAAGGUAGCCCUUCCAACGAAGAACAUUUUGAUGCUGUCGCCAUCUGUAAUGGUCAUUACGAAAUUCCUUUUAUUCCAAAUGUCCCUGGCCUUCAACAAUACGCUGAACGCGUUCCUGGUUCUGUCCUUCAUGCUUCUCAAUUUCGUGAACCUGAACUGUUUGCCAACGAACGCGUCCUUAUCGUAGGCGGUGCAUCUUCAGCCACUGAUUUGGUCCGGCAUUUACAACCAAUCGCAAAGAAUCCCGUUUAUCAAAGUGUUUUGGUUGACGAGGAAAGCAUUGAUGAUAAGCUCAUCAAGGUUCCUCAGGUCGUGAAAUUUGAUCCUGAAACAAGAGAAAUCUUUUUAAAGAAUGGUAAAGUUCUAAAGAACUUUGACCGUAUCAUCUAUUGUACUGGCUAUCUUUACAAUAUUCCUUUUCCCUCUCUCAACAAAUCUAAUGACAAUCCUGAAACGAAAUUGGUUACUGACGGCAGCCAUGUUCACAACGUUUACCAACAUAUCUUUUAUAUCCCCGAUCCCAACCUCGCUUUCGUAGGUUUAGCCCUUCAUGUUGUUCCUUUUCCCACUAGUCAAGCACAAGCUGCCUAUCUGGCUCGAGUUUGGUCUGGUCGCCUUUCUCUUCCAAACCCCAAAGAGCAACGGGAAUGGCAAGAUCAGCUUGUUAACUCGCUGGAUGGAUCUAUGAACUUAUACCAUUCAUUGAACUUCCCUAAAGAUGCCGAGUACAUCAAUCACAUUCAUGAUUUAACACUGCAAGCUCAUCCCAACCCCGAAGAGGGGUUUCCCGCACCAUACUGGGGUCCUAAAGAGCUUCAAAUUAGAGAAGACAUGUGGAAUAUCCGUGCUAAAUUUUUUGGACUUGAACAAAAAAAAUAA
Messenger RNA from Schizosaccharomyces osmophilus, 1347 nucleotides. RefSeq names its product ER flavin-containing N,N-dimethylaniline monooxygenase activity Fmo1 (gene fmo1). The record is from RefSeq and is a predicted model, not a curated record. Bases 1 to 1347 code for a protein of 448 amino acids. The transcript has a single exon. Gene Ontology annotation, molecular function: flavin adenine dinucleotide binding; N,N-dimethylaniline monooxygenase activity; NADP binding. Lineage: Eukaryota; Fungi; Ascomycota; Schizosaccharomycetes; Schizosaccharomycetales; Schizosaccharomycetaceae.